GAUCUAAAAUUUUACAGCCAAUUUGAGUUGUUUUGUCAGAUAAUGGAAAUGAGAAAUAAUAAUCAAGAAGAACGAAUAACUUUCCGUAACCUAUACGGAGUAGAAAACCCUCGAGACCCAAAAUUCGAACAACUCGACCCAAUCUUCGAACAAAACCUCCAAAAAUUCUCCUCUAACACCCAAUCCCGCCGCAGGGCGUUCCACUACCAUGACGAAAGUGAAAUCAUAAACCACGACGAUAUCGAUCUUGGCCCCAAAGAAGCUUGCUUCCAGUCAGGCCUAAUAAGAGCCCUGCCUGGGCGGGAGAAGAAACUGAACCUGAUGCCAAGGGAGAAGAACAAACUGAAGAAAUAAGAAGCUGCAGAUGAGGUUUUACCAGCCGGAGUUUGAGUCAGAGGAUAGUGACGAGGUUUUGGUUGAUUCAGCAAGGAUAAGUACUUCUGUGAGAGGUAAUCGAUGUGGGGUUAGGGAGGGAGUGGAUGGGGCUGAAGAGAGGCUUGGGGUAGAUUUGGGUUAGGAAAUGAGGUUUUGUGUUGAAAG
Moneuplotes crassus is the source of this 540-nucleotide messenger RNA. The record is from the annotation of a GenBank genome assembly. NCBI's taxonomy places the organism in Eukaryota, Ciliophora, Spirotrichea, Euplotida, Euplotidae.